Molecule: messenger RNA, 1589 nt
Organism: Eucalyptus grandis
Lineage: Eukaryota; Viridiplantae; Streptophyta; Magnoliopsida; Myrtales; Myrtaceae
Product: pentatricopeptide repeat-containing protein MRL1, chloroplastic-like
Exons: 4
Coding region: 922-1323 (133 amino acids)
Molecular function (GO): protein binding
Source: RefSeq, a predicted model, not a curated record
UCUUCCCCUCUCAUUUAGCCUGCCGACGCCCUCUCUCCUAUGCAGCGCAUUUACUGCGCCUUAAACUUUUCUCCUUCUUUCUCAAACGAAAACGAAGCAACGAAGAAGCCCAUUCCUCUCCAUUUCUUUCCUUCCGAAAUUUUGAAUCUCAAAUUUUCUCUCCCCGCUCGUUGCUGCUCCGUCGUGCAUCAAGCGGCCCUUCCCCUGCCGUCGCCGACGAACCACUUUACGGCCGCCCCUGCUUCGGUGCUCGCUCGCUUCUCUCUCUUUGGCCUCGUUGCUGCUCCGUCGUUCGUUCCGGCGUUCCCGGGAUCGCAGACGCAGCACGCGGAGGAGAAGCAGGCCUCUUCGAGCUCCCCUCGACGUCGGCGAGCGUCGCCUGCCGAGCGAGAACCCCACACACGGAAGGCUCGCUGGUGCCGUACGCCGCCAGCGUGGUGCUGAGCUGCGUGUUCGCGGGGCUCCGCCACCUUGACCCGAACCGGGAGGCCUCCAAGAAGGCCCUUGAGCACAAGAAGGAAAUCGUAUCGCCCUGCACGGUGUUGGGGAUUUGAGGUUUGGGUGGCUUGGAUGGAGGGUUAUGCAGUGUUUGAUGUGCUUAUGUGGGAGAAUUUGGGAGCUUUUUGCCUUUGGUCAAGUUGUCCUGAGUUUAUGACCGAGAUGAGAUGAUUCGAAUUGCUCGCCACCAGCAAAAUGCUUGUUCCAUAUUUCGUUCGGGGUUUGAUGGGAUUCCGUAUGCCCGUGCCCUAACGGUACUUCUACUACGAUUCUUUGCACGGUCAACCGUAUAGAAUACUUUGCCCAAUGAGGCAGAGCUUAUGUUUUUUUUUAAGAUACUCAUUUUGCUUGAUGUGAGUGAGAUUCGUACUUCUUGCCAUUAAUGCAGGUCAGGUUGACUGGGCAAAAGAAAUAUACAAAUUGAUGGAUGAGUAUAAGAUCAAGGGUACUCCAGAUCUUUACACCAUCGCUAUUAAUAGUUGCAGCCAGACCUGCGAUUGGGAAUUUGCUCUGAGCGUGUACAAUGACAUGAAAAAGAAAGGCGUGGUUCCUGAUGAGAUUUUUCUCCGUGCAUUAAUAGACGUUGCAGGGCAUGCUGGGAGGGUGGAUGCUGCAUUUGAUAUUCUAGAAGAAGCAAGGACUUGUGGAAUGCAUCUUGGAAUUGUAUCAUACAGUUGUUUGAUGGGUGCUUGCAGUAAUGCAAAAAGUUGGGGGAAGGCUUUAGAGCUAUAUGAGGAUAUGAAGUCUAUCGGGAUAAAGCCAACAAUCUCAACAAUGAAUGGUUUAAUCAACCUAUGGUUAUUUCUUUGUGAGACUUUGACCUAGUAUUUAAGUGAUUGAGAGAAGAGGAUCAGCUUAACUUUUUCUACUAGCUUGUCAUGUUAGUAUAAUGUGUACUGUAGAAGCGCAAGGGAAAAUAUUCUAAAUGUAGUUCCUACCAGUAGAAGAGAGUUAAAAUGCUAUCAUGUCUUUUUUAUUCAAUAAAAGAAGACAUGCAGGACUUGUUCUGCAAUGAGAGUAUUGGCUACCCUGAAAUAGAUUUAUUUCUAUUUUGUUUGAAAUACCGAAACUGCAAUGAGACAGCUUUUUUG